AUGCAAGCCGCGCGCAACCACCGCCACCGCCGUGACGUCCACACGGCGCCGUUUGACCUCGGCGCCUUGCGGUGCUACAUCACCAACAACCGGGUGCACGAGGCCGCGAUCGAGCUCAACAAGGUCAUUGACACUCGAAACAACGGCUUCCACGACGCCCAGAUUCGUGAAAUCUACGGCAGCGACGGACGACUGCGGAACUCUAUUCUGUUUACGAUUCUACGCCAUCCAGCAACCAAGGAGCUGCUCAACCACCCAGUCAUGCGCCAAGUCGAAAACAUCAAGUGGCAGAGCUUUGCGUGCUGCAUGUACAUGCAGCAGCUCAUGCUCUACCUCUUGCUGCUGACGACGCUGACGCUUGCAGUGACGAUGGACCUGAGCGACGGCGAGUCGCCCAACUUCCAUACCCAGCUGCUCGUCUGGUUGAAUGCCGGCGUCGCGCUCGUGCUCGGUCUUGCUGCGACCAACUUUUUCCAGUACGCCAACCGCAAGCGCUGGGCCUUCCAGUCCAUCGCUGCCAUCGGUCUUGUGCUCUUUGCGCUCCAUUUCUGCUCCGAUCUGAUCGCUGCCCGUGUCAACUGGAUCUGGUUUGUGCGCUGCAACAACCUCGUGCUGACGUCCACGACGCUGUAUUAUAUUCGGCUUGAGAUCCUCGAGCUCGUCAGCGAGGUCAACGUCGACGCGAACCCGACCGUUUUGCAGCUGCUCGAGGUCGCCGUCGAGGCCAUUUGCGAUUUUUUCCUCAUCUUUGUCGGGCGCAACGCGGCACACUACUUCAGCUCGUUCUUCAACAAGGUGAAGCUCCCGACCUUUGUUGCGAUCCUCGUCUUCGUCGUCACCGAGACCUUUUGCCCGUUCAGCGACGACGUCCGCCUCUACUUCGGCAUCAUCGUCACGUUCGCCUCGUGGGCCCUCGGGGUUCAGUACCUCGAGAUCCACAACACCGCCGGGUACCUCAUCUCGCUCAUGACGUUCACGCUCAACGACGUGGUCCAGUUCAUGGCCAUCUACCCCCCGUUCCAGUGCGCGUAUGCGAUUGCGUACUACCUCCUUUUCGAAGGCCGCGACGACGUUGACGCCUACGCGACGAUCGCCCACAGCUUUGUGACCACCUUUCUUGUCAUGCUCGGCCAAAUCGACCUCGAUCCGUUCGAGGACCUCCCGGGGCUGGGCCAGUACGUCCUCGGCUACACGCUCCUGCUGACGCACGCAACCUUGGUCAUUGUUCUCUUCCUUAACGUGCUCAUUGCGAUGCUCAACAAGGCGAUGGACCAUGUCGUCAUGGAGAUGGCCAUGCUCGAGGCGCGCGUGAGCUUCGCCGAGUGCAUCAUCCGCAGUGAAAAGACCAUCGGCCUCCGCGCGAUGCCUGUGGUGCCCACGGACGAGACAAUGCCGCUGGUCCGCCAUCAUAUUAUGCUCGAGGUGGAGGCCGCCGCCGCCGCCGACGGAGACGUGUCGGACGACGACGUCGAGGUCGACAACGAGACCCAAAUCGCCGCGGUGUACGCCAUUGUCCGUGAAGAACGCGCCCGGAAUGAUCGCCUUGAAGCCAUGCUCCGCACUUUUGCGCAGCACUUUAAUAUUGUCGUGCAGUAA
Molecule: messenger RNA, 1596 nt
Organism: Saprolegnia parasitica CBS 223.65
Lineage: Eukaryota; Oomycota; Saprolegniomycetes; Saprolegniales; Saprolegniaceae
Exons: 3
Coding region: 1-1596 (531 amino acids)
Biological process (GO): calcium ion import across plasma membrane
Cellular component (GO): membrane
Molecular function (GO): monoatomic ion channel activity
Source: RefSeq, a predicted model, not a curated record